Aspergillus heteromorphus CBS 117.55 is the source of this 2127-nucleotide messenger RNA. RefSeq names its product glycoside hydrolase family 15 protein. Gene Ontology annotation, molecular function: glucan 1,4-alpha-glucosidase activity. Bases 467 to 1954 code for a protein of 495 amino acids. Gene Ontology annotation, biological process: polysaccharide metabolic process. The transcript has 3 exons. Gene Ontology annotation, cellular component: fungal-type vacuole. The record is from RefSeq and is a predicted model, not a curated record. NCBI's taxonomy places the organism in Eukaryota, Fungi, Ascomycota, Eurotiomycetes, Eurotiales, Aspergillaceae.
GUAUUGCCCCUCUAUGGUGCAAUCGUGGGGUCGAGGGGGAGGGGUUGAGUCCCUGUUGACAUCAUACCUGGAGAUGCCGCGGAGAUGCUUCGCCAGCGUCGGGUCGAUCCUCGUCCAACCACCAACCUACUUUUUAGCCCAACCCCAUUGUUCACAACCUGGCCAGUGAGCAUCGCAGUUCUUACCCCGUCGCGGAGAGUUAUCGGUAAUCUUAUCCAGACCGAUCGGCUGCUUCCGACCAGAUUUAUCCAUCGCCAACCAUUUACAUACCUCUUGUUCGGUCAACACCUGUUGUCCAAAAAAGCAUCCCCGAGUGAUCGGCCCGAUGCACAGUUCAUGCGGUGUAACUCCGCGGAUCGACUCUGCGUCAAUUAUUGAUCCAUGCUGCAACUAUGCGACCUAUAAAGGUUGCUCAGACCUCCUUGUUCAUGCCACAGGCUUCAACUAAGACCAGAGCUGCUCCAAUAUGUGGUUGAAAUCUCUCACAGUUGCCAACACUCUCACGGGCGCUGCCCUGGCGUCUCCAGCUUUUCUUCAAAGAAGACAGUCGGAUCUGGGUGCUUUUAUCGAGAAAGAGAGCAUCCUGGCUCAGCAGGGAAUCCUCAACAAUAUCGGCGCUGAGGGAGCCCUUGUGCAGGGUGCCUCUGCGGGCAUCGUCGUGGCUUCGCCGUCCAAAACGAAUCCAGAUUAUUUCUACACGUGGACGCGAGACGCCGGCCUGACAAUGCUGGCAGAGAUCGAACAACUUGCAGCAGGCACAGCUAACGCUUCCCUGGAAAGCCUCAUCCAAGAGUACGUCGACUCUCAGGUGAAGCAGCAGGUGGUCGCCAAUCCAUCAGGCACCCUGUCUAACGGCUCCGGGCUGGGUGAGCCUAAGUUCCAGGUGAACAUCACCGCAUUUACCGGCUCCUGGGGACGUCCGCAGCGUGACGGGCCGGCCUUGCGUGCUUCCGCUCUGAUCGCAUACGGCAACUAUCUCAUCGCCCAUGGCAAGACCUCGCUCGCGAAGACGAACCUCUGGCCCCUGAUUCAGAACGACCUGUCCUAUGUCGGACAGUACUGGAACCAGAGCACCUAUGACCUGUGGGAAGAGGUGAACGGGUCGUCCUUCUUCACUACCGCUAUGCAGCAUAAAUCCCUAGUCGAGGGUGCCGCUUUCGCCGCAGCUGUGGGCGAGACCUGCCCCGGAUGCUCCGUGGCACCUCAGAUCCUCUGCCACCUGCAGGAGUACUGGAAUGGCUCUGCCAUUAUCUCCAACUCCCCCACAAACGACCGCAGCGGCAUCGACGCCAACUCCGUCAUCGCCUCCAUUCACAUCUUCGACCCGGCUGCGACAUGCGACGAUGUCACCUUCCAGCCAUGCUCCGCGCGCGCCCUAUCCAACCACAAGGUCUACGUGGACUCCUUUCGGUCCAUAUACACCGUGAAUCAGGGCCGCAGCAACGGCCAGGCUGUAGCAGUAGGGCGGUACCCAGAGGAUGUCUACCAGGGAGGUAACCCAUGGUACCUCGCCACCCUCGCCGCAGCCGAGCAGCUCUAUGACGCCCUCCACCAAUGGGACAAGCAGGGCAGCAUCAACAUCACCCAACUGUCGAUCCCUUUCUUCUCGGACCUGGUCAGCAACGCCACCAUCGGCACCCACGCCAAGUCCUCCGCCACGUACACGGCGAUCACCCAAGCCGUAAAGACAUACGCCGACGGGUUUGUGUCCGUCGUGCAGGAAUACACCCCCAGCGACGGGGGUCUCGCUGAGCAGUUCGGCCGGAGCACGGGGGACCCCGUGUCGGCGAUCGACCUGACCUGGUCCUACGCGGCCUUCCUCACCGCUGUGGCGCGACGCAACGGGACUGUUCCUGCGUCGUGGGGGUCGCCGACAGUAACUUCCGUGCCCGGGCAGUGUAGCGCCGCGACGGUGGCCGGGAGUUAUGCGACCCCGACAAUUGGGGCGUGGUAGAUAGGUAGUCACAGUCUUGGCGAGAUGAGAUGAGAUGAGAUGGGUAUAGUACUUGCUACUAUGCCUGUAACAUCCGUCACCUCUCGAAAGAACCACGUGGUUCCCUGCUAGACAAGAUAAAUCGAUAGAUAGUAUCAAUCAAAGGAGUAGUCUACACGACUAGCCAGACAAAC